This is a messenger RNA of Ceratotherium simum simum (southern white rhinoceros), 1073 nucleotides long. It is a transcript of the gene ZNHIT1, whose product is annotated as zinc finger HIT-type containing 1. Gene Ontology annotation, biological process: chromatin remodeling. Lineage: Eukaryota; Metazoa; Chordata; Mammalia; Perissodactyla; Rhinocerotidae. The record is from RefSeq and is a predicted model, not a curated record.
CUUGGUAGUCCGGCCAAUCAACAAUGCUGCCCCGGGGAGAAGCUCCAGGGGCUGCAUUUGUGAAGAUGGCAUCUUCAGAAGGACCAAAGGAAAAUAACGUUUCACGAAAGACCACUGGCACCACCUCUUUAAAAUGAUCCAUUUCGGGGGUCCUACAAAAUACACAACCACUCUGAGGCCGGAAGUAGUUUUGCCCCUAUUAAAUAUGGCGGAAAGCUUUCUCGUCUCCAAGGGAACAUCACGUAAUGCGUCAAAGCAUUGGGAUUAUUUUGCGCACGCGCAAAAGUACACGCCGCCGGAAGUGAUGGUGCCCCUACCAGAGCGGGUAGUUUUGCACGCAUGCGCAGUAAGCUUUUCCGUCAGCUGUGUUGUAGGUAAUGGUGGAGAAGAAAACCUCUGUUCGCUCCCAGGACCCUGGACAGCGGCGGGUGCUGGACCGUGCCGCCCGGCAGCGCCGCAUCAACAGGCAGCUCGAGGCCUUGGAGAAUGACAACUUCCAGGACGACCCCCACGCAGGACUGCCCCAGCUCGGCAAGAGGCUGCCUCAGUUUGAUGAUGAUGCAGACACCGGAAAGAAAAAGAAGAAAACUCGAGGUGAUCAUUUUAAACUUCGUUUCCGAAAAAACUUUCAGGCCUUGCUGGAGGAGCAGAACCUGAGUGUGGCUGAGGGCCCCAACUACCUGACAGCCUGUGCGGGACCCCCGUCCCGGCCCCAGCGCCCCUUCUGUGCUGUCUGCGGCUUCCCUUCCCCUUACACCUGUGUUAGCUGUGGUGCCCGAUACUGCACUGUGCGCUGUCUGGGCACCCACCAGGAGACCAGGUGCCUGAAGUGGACUGUGUGAGCCUGGGCGUCCCCAGAGAGGAAGGCCCUGCCUGCAUCACCCCAGCUUCGGAGAGGGCCUCACCAAAAGGAGAGGUGCUCUUCCUGGACCAAGAGAGGAGCCAUUCACCCGCCCAACCAAGCUCAUGUCUUAUCCUCCAGGGAAGACCAGUCUCACUCCCGGGGACUGUGGCAGGGAAGUGGGCCGAGCCCUCACAGUGCUAUUGUAAUAAAAGGUCUCAUGUGAGGAGGA